GUGGCACUUGGGAGUCUCGCCCUGGGAAGGAGACGGGUCCGUAGUCUCCGGUCGCAGAUCCGUGGACCCUCUUCGCAGACGCCUCGUGGAGCCUCAGGAUUGCCUUGGAUGGUGGCCUGCAUCUGACUGUCCCAUCAGCUCUUCUCAGCUCUCCUGAGGCCACAGCUGUCAGCUCCUCUGACCCUCAGCACUUGCCUGGAACAUCUGGGUUUGCCAGACACCUCUUCAGCCCUUCUCUGUCCUGCUGUGUCCUGCCCACCCUCCCGCUGCACCAUCUCUUCCUUUCUUCCCCCUUCCUCUUCUAGUUGGUGUGGCAGCUCCCCUCUGCUCCCAGCAUGCCCUGUUGCUGGCGCCAUCGGCACGGCCUUUGCAAUCCCAUCCCAGCAGCAGCCAGUUAUGCCAACACACACCCUUGGCAGCAGAUGGACCAGGUCUCUCUUGGGGUCACAUAUGCCCUCCUAGUGGAUCCCUGGAUUGAGCGGCCCUGCUGUGGGGACCCCGUAUGCGUGCAUACGACCAUGGAGCAGAAGAGCACAGCCAGCAGUGCUCCUGGUGGUAAGCCCACAGAAAGGGGACCCCUGGCUCUGUGCAUGCCCAGCCCAUGGCCCCUCAGCAUGGACUUCUACUAGGUGCCAAGCUUGGACCCAGGCACCUUUGAUGACUCCCCAUGGCUUGUGGACCGAUUUUGGGCUCAGUUGGGUGAUUACAUGUCGUUUUGCUUUGAGAACUGUCAGGACAAUCUCAGUCACGUCUGUGAGAUCCUUGGGCACCCGACCGGCCAAGCCCGGGCAUGAGCACCCCCCUACCUCGUCGGGGACCUGCCCCUUCCUGACGAUUAUGAGCUCUUCUGCCAGGAUCUCGAGGAUGUCAUUCAAGACCUGAACAGUUUUGCUGAGUACCAUGCUGCAGCGCCUUGCCCCCUGGCCCCUGCCUCAAGCCAGUCACCAGUGGCCCCGCAGCUGCCUGUGGUGAGGCAGUACUUAGCUAGGUAUUCGGAGGUCCUGGCAUUCAACGUGGGUGCUGUCCCAGUUGCUGUGGCCACCUUUGCUGUUUAUACUUCCAACUCUACAUCCAGAAAUGGUCUCCCUGAGUAGCAGCUGGCCAAGGAGAGCAGCCUUGGGUCUGUGGAGUCCCUCACCUUGUCUAGUUCCGCAUGCAGGGCUGAUGCUGGUCCUGUGAGGCCAGCCUCAUCCCAGCCAGGGUAGGCGGUCCCCACACCUGUCCCUGCACUUUCAGGAUGUAACCCGCCUACCCAGAAACCAGAUCCAGUUCCGCCGGGUCCAGAAACCCAGAAGACAAAGGAGGAAGUUUCUAAGACAGAGGGAGACCAGAAGGCAUCCUUAAGUACCCCUCAGCAGGUUGCAGACACCCCAGAGACCCCAAGAGAGCUAGCAGUUUCUCUUGCUCCCUACCCCACAGCGCUGGAUUCUGAACACAGUCCAGGCAGAUUCAGUAGUGCCCCUUGUGAUGAAGUGGCCUGCAUAGCUGAAAAGCCCCACAGUGCCCCAGCAGGACAGAGUGGCAUUGCCAGAUGACUGUAGCCAUAGUGUGCCAGGUAUUGCCUUAUCCACUUGCUUUAUUGCUGGGCCCUUGUUUUAUUGCUUUAUUGGAGGUGUACCUGUUUGGGCUCUGCCCUGUCUGAACACAGACAGCCCUCUUGUCCUCACCAUCCCACCUCCUCUUAUAGCAGAAUAUUGGGCUCUACCAUGUGCUCCUCAUUCUCUGACUUCUCCAGUCACCCAGAGGCUGCCUCCCUGUGCGUUGCCAGCUGCAUUGCCAUUAGUUGGACAGAGUUCCAUACAGCAGUCCCCUUUCAGAUAUCUGUAUGUCUUCAUAACCACCCCCUCCCCAGAUCCCUCAUUCAGUGUUGGCUAGACUGGACUGGGUCUGCCAUGCCAGCCCUGUUUAGAUCUGUCCCUGGAUGGUAUCUGUACUUAGGCCCCCUUCCCCAUCUUGGCUCUCUGUGACCUUUGUCCUCUGGGCUAGAAUUUAAGGAAGGCUGCAUGGAUGAAGUGGCCACUUUGAUCAUUUAGUACUAGUGGGAUGGCAGAGAAAGAUGCUUCCCUACGGGUAUACCAGCAGCCUGGGACAGCUAGGGAGAUGGGAUACAAGCCUCCUUGCCAGUCUUAACUAAGUUCCAAGCAUUUCCCCCUUCUGUAUAGUAACAUUGUAGUUAACACCUGGUGUUUUCAGAAGUUGGCAUGAAUUUCUGUGUCUCAGUGCCUUUGCCCAUUGUUGCCUUCCCACUUUCUGCUAUUCAGCAUUCCCUGCCUCCCUGCCCACCGUUGGGCAUUGCUGACUCAACACUUAAGCCAUAACACUAUAAAUGACUUGUAUCUUUGGGUAGAUUGUGAGCCUCUAGGGCAGGAGCUCCAUCCUAAUCAGCUUUGUGUCCCUGGUACACAACUGGUGCUCAUUAAACAUGUUAAAUCCA
Molecule: messenger RNA, 2434 nt
Organism: Felis catus (domestic cat)
Lineage: Eukaryota; Metazoa; Chordata; Mammalia; Carnivora; Felidae
Gene: RTL10
Product: retrotransposon Gag like 10
Source: RefSeq, a predicted model, not a curated record